Parastagonospora nodorum SN15 is the source of this 2370-nucleotide messenger RNA. RefSeq lists its product as hypothetical. The transcript has 4 exons. The record is from RefSeq and is a predicted model, not a curated record. Gene Ontology annotation, cellular component: cell surface. Gene Ontology annotation, molecular function: endo-1,3(4)-beta-glucanase activity; glucan endo-1,3-beta-D-glucosidase activity. The coding region runs from base 1 to 2370 and encodes 789 amino acids. Lineage: Eukaryota; Fungi; Ascomycota; Dothideomycetes; Pleosporales; Phaeosphaeriaceae.
AUGUCCGCUCGAAACACCCCCAUCGAGUCGGGAAAACCUGCACAAUCGAUUCCAUUCAGCGGUGGCCAUUUUGUAAAGAAGGAGCACAUUGUCGAUGGGAGUGUACCAAUCCAAACGAACAAAUUUUACGCCAAUUUCUUUCUUGGAGGCCAAGGAAACCCUGUAUGGACACACCCAUAUCAUCUCGUCUGGGCGAAGGGGGAUGGUGAGAGUGGCUCCAAUGGCAUGGCUAUCAGCCACACAGAACGAAGUCAAUUCGCGUAUGGCCCACCUAACUCCGGCCCCAUUCCGCAAUAUUUCAUCUCCCCGAUCGGAAUCAAUCACAUGGUACUCUCCGCAGAAGAACUGCGUAACGACACUGUUCUGUCAGUCGAAGAGCUGAAAGCGUUCUCCGUCUACGCAAACUUUGCACCGUCUGCCGACUCUCCAGUCGUAAUGACUCUACCUGUCGUACAAGGCAUGGGUAUGAUCACGGCCAUAUACAACAAAGCAAGACCUAUGAUUCGAAGUGGUGUUUUCUUUCGCUCCUUUGACUAUGUCAACACUGUCAACCCCGGAACAUUUAAAUGGCGUGUCAUACUCAAUGAUAAUUCCCAGUGGCUCUUUUACGUUACGCCGCUCAGUUCUCAGGGCAUACCACCAUUCAAAUUGGAAGAUAGCUCGACCAUUUCAGGCCCUUCUGACUUCAAGGGGAUGAUACAAGUUGCCAAGAACCCGGCUGGAGCUUCAGGGGAAGAUGCUUUUGAUGCAGCGGCCGGAGCUUAUGCUGCAAGUGCAACCAUCACUGGCACGGUAGAUGGGACUAGCGGCAGUUACACACUCAAAUGGAGUAAGGGUGGCGUUCAGAGUAAAACCUUGCUCAUAACCAAAACGGAGGUGCAGGCGGGACAUGAAAAUGUCGAUUUGGGUACGGCAGCACUUGCACUCGUCAACAGUGUCAGCCACGCAGAGCUGAGUCAAGACUUCAUCGCGCAAACCAAGCUGAACAGCAUGUACUACUCUGGCAAGGGUCUCGCCAAAUUUGCUGCUGUUUGCUAUACUGUGAGCAACAUAGCUGGCAAUCGCAACCUCGCAGCAUCUGGAUUACUCAAACUCAAAGAUGCGUUCAAUGUCUUCGUUAACAACACUCAGCCUGAGCCUCUUGUCUAUGACACUGUCUGGAAGGGCGUUGUUUCAAAUGCUACCUAUAGGCCGCCUUACAACGCAGGGCUCGACUUUGGCAACACACUGUACAAUGACCACCACUUUCACUACGGGUACUUCCUCUACACUGCAGCGGUCAUUGGCUACCUUGACCCAGACUGGCUGGAUGAGGGCAGCAAUAAAGCCUGGGUCAACACGCUCGCUAGAGACUACGCCAACCCUGUUACAGAUGAGUACUUUCCUUUCCAGCGCUCUUUCGACUGGUUCCAUGGACACUCCUGGGCCAAAGGUCUUUUUGAAUCUUCCGACGGCAAGGACCAAGAAUCUACUUCCGAGGACACUUUUGCGACAUACGCACUCAAAAUGUGGGGUAGAAUCAUUCGCGACUCCAACAUGGAGGCGAGGGGUAACUUGCAGCUCGCAGUACAAGCACGCAGUCUCCGCAACUACUUCCUAAUGACUUCAGACAACCAGAACCAACCCCCGUCGUUUCUGCCCAAUAAGGUCACUGGCAUUCUUUUCGAGAACAAGGUCGAUCACACGACGUAUUUUGGAUCCAAUGUAGAGUACAUUGAGGGCAUACACAUGAUUCCUCUCAAUCCAACUUCUGCAUAUACUCGUGGGGCGAAAUUUGUGAAGGAAGAAUGGGAUACAUACUUCAGCAGCGGCCGAGUCGAUCAAAUUCAGGGCGGCUGGAAAGCCAUCCUUUAUGCAAACUAUGCACUCAUCAAUCCGCAAGCAGCAUACGAUUUCUUCGCAGACCCAAACUUCAAUACACAACUGGAUGGCGGUGCCAGUCGAACCUGGUACCUUGCAUACACGGCAGCACUACUUGGUGUGCAAAAUGGCAACGUUCAAGCGGAUCUACGUUACAACAACCCUGGGUCGAGCGCGUCAAAGAGUGCAGAUGUUCCCAAGAAGAUCAAUUCUGCCUUGACACCAUCACCGGUCAAGACUUCCACCGUCAACGCACCCACCUCUACACCUUCACCAGCAAUGACUCCCAUUGUCAAUGCAGUCAUACCGCCGGACAACCGACCAUGGCCCCAUGGCUUCAAUUGGCCGAAGAAGCCCAAUGCAGCGAAGACGACAUCCACGUCUAAGCCAGCAAAGGCAACAAAGCUCGGUGCUGCCAGUACGGCUACCUCUGAGUGCUACCACUGUAGCCACACUUUCGACAGCACGGGUCACGCGCUUGCCUGCAUCAGUUGGAGCAUUGAAGCCUAA